GCUCUUGUAGGAGGACAUUUCCAGUUUCCUCCUAAUACUGUCCUAGUGAGUGAUGUGUAUGCAGUAUCACUCUCAAAGUCUCUCCUCAAACGACUCAAGUUAGAAAUACAGCACUGCGUUAAUUUAACAGGACGACCAGAUCUUGCACAAUACUUAAAGUUUGCUAUAGCUCCCGUGAGCACACCCAGUCUUCCUUACCAAUUCUCAAUAGUCGAAGGAGGAGAGUUUAACUCUGAUGGUUGGUAUGGAUCCAUUCAACGUAACAAGUUCUGUUUGGUUUGUAUACUGGGGGAAGAAUCAACUGAUGGAGACACAGAGGAAGGAGCUGAGGAACAGCAACCACAACAAGAGGAGAAUGAGGAGGAGGAGGGGGACAAAGAGGAAGGAGAGGGUAGUGAUAGUGAUGAUGUUGAUAUCAGCAGUACUCCAUCAGAGGCUAGUGGAGCAUGUAAAGAGUCUACUACUAAAGAGACUAACCUCCCAACCAAUACAGUGUCUUUUGCUGAUACUAUUACUACACCAAACACUGAUCAUAUUAACAAAGUACAUUCCACUGGUAUAAAGGAGGCUAUGACGUAUGCUGGUUUGAUCUACUAUCAAGAGAAAGGUGUAGAAGAUUUAGUAGUGUUUGCUGCAGCCAGAGACUUGAAUGCUCUCAUUGAGUUUAUUAAAAGUGAUUUUCCUGGAGCUGAGAGAGGACAAUACGUUUAUUUUCGUUUUGAAGAUAAUGAUGGAUGUAUUGAGCUGAAGUUUGAUACUCCACAAGAGAAGGAUAUUACUGGUUGGACUAUUGACCCUCACAUGAAACCAUGCAGGUUACAUCGUUGUGAUGUUAAUGGGUUUGGUGAAGCUAAUUAUCCUCUUCCUCCAUCUUGCUUGAUAUCCGUUUUUGCUUCACCUGAUGCUGUCCCUACACUACAUUACUCCAUACCACUGGAAGGUGUGGCUGAUCCUGUUUCAUUAUAUAUCCACAGAUCACUACAAAGAAAUCCUCCUCCUCCUUCAAUAGAUCCUACUACCUUCUCCUCAAAUACAAUUACUGAAGCCACUGCAUCAUCCACUGGAGGAGCUAGUGCACCAGAUACUGUUGAUGUUGAGAGAGUGAAGAAAAUCAUUAAUGAUGUUCUUGUAUCUCACUUUGCUGUCCUUAAUGAUCUUAAAACAUCUCUCUCAGAUCUUGGUAAUCAAUUGUUUGCCACUGAGCUUAUUAGUGAUGAAGUCAGAGAGACUCGUAGCAUGGAAAAAUUUAUCGGAGAGUUCAAGGCUAGUUUCAACUUUUUGGAUGAAAUGUCUGAAAUUCAAGAUCACUGUACAAAGUUUUUGAACUCAUUCAUUGCUGUUCGAGGUGGUUAUGCUAAUGCUGCCAAAUUUUUACGUAAGAAGUGGAUUGGAGCUAUUAAAACUAAACUAGGCACUGAUUUUAUUCUUGAUAUUUAGUAGAAAUUCCACUCCCCACAAGUAGCAAUGCAUGUACUAUAAUGUGUGUGUGAUGCUGCUAUUUUGUAACAAAAUUUUUAAAAAUAUUGAUUAUAACCACGAAGCUAUUAAUUAAUAUUGACUGUAAACUAUUAUUUAAUGAUUCUAAUGAGUCAUUGUUUUUAAUGAA
Molecule: messenger RNA, 1606 nt
Organism: Amphimedon queenslandica
Lineage: Eukaryota; Metazoa; Porifera; Demospongiae; Haplosclerida; Niphatidae
Exons: 7
Coding region: 571-1437 (288 amino acids)
Source: RefSeq, a predicted model, not a curated record